Helianthus annuus (common sunflower) is the source of this 1324-nucleotide messenger RNA. RefSeq names its product trimethylguanosine synthase. Gene Ontology annotation, biological process: 7-methylguanosine cap hypermethylation; 7-methylguanosine RNA capping. The record is from RefSeq and is a predicted model, not a curated record. Gene Ontology annotation, molecular function: RNA cap trimethylguanosine synthase activity. Lineage: Eukaryota; Viridiplantae; Streptophyta; Magnoliopsida; Asterales; Asteraceae. The coding region runs from base 101 to 865 and encodes 254 amino acids. Gene Ontology annotation, cellular component: nucleus. The transcript has 6 exons.
UAUAAUUCAAUACGGAUAUCAAUUUUCCCUGUUUUACCCUAGUCCCAACCGAGUUCGUCUUCAACUCUGUGACUGAAGUUGAAUAAAAUAAGAUACUGCAAUGACAAGGGCAACUCGCCGAUCAAAGAAGCGAAGAAAAGUUCUGAAACGGAAGUUGAAUAAAUGUAGACCUAACAAGGAAUUAGAAGGUGUUAUUAGCCCAAAGGUUAAGAAAUACUGGCUGCAAAGGUACAGUUUAUUCUCAAGGUACGAUGAAGGUAUAAAACUGGACGAAGAAGGAUGGUUCUCCGUGACGCCGGAGGAAAUUGCAGUCCGUCAUGCACAGCGGAGUGUUGCAGGUGGAGUUGUUGUUGAUUGCUUUGCUGGUAUGGCUGGUAAUUCCAUUCAAUUUGCUGCACUGGGCUAUCAUGUUGUUGCCAUAGAUAUUGAUCCUAAAAAGGUUGAAAUGGCAUCAAACAACACAAAGAUCUAUGGCGUGGAUAGCUAUAUUGAUUUCAUUGUGGGAGACUUUUUGCAACUAGCACCAUCUCUUAAGGGCAAUGUAGCAUUUCUUUCGCCACCAUGGGGAGGUCCGUCAUAUAAAAUGACGGAAAAUUUUACUCUCAACUUGCUGAAGCCAGUGGACGGGCACACAUUGUUUCAAGUAGCUCAAACGAUAACCCCGAACAUCAUAAUGUUUUUGCCACGAAAUGUGGAUGUUUGCCAAGUUGAAGAACUCUCGUGGCUGUCUUCUCCCCCUCUAAAUGUUGAGAUCGAAGAAAAUUAUGUACGGGGAUUUUUAAAGGGUAUAACGGCUUAUUUUGGUAAAACUGCAUAUUGGGGUGUAGCUCAAGAGGCAAGUUCAGCUCAUAUCCGUGAGGUUUAAGGCAUGGUUUAUGCGUUACUGAUGUAUUCUGCAGUAGUAUCACUCAUUUAACUCAUACUGGGAGUGCCUUCUUUCUGGAUGAGUUCUGUACAUUAUAAUAUUAGGAUUAUAGAAUCUAUCUUAUUGUUUGGGGAUAGGUUUUUGUUAAUUGUUUAGAAUAACACAGCUAAAUAGUGAUGAUGAUGUGGCCAUUUGGUCACAAAUCAAGAUCAUGGGUGUUCAUAAACCCGUUGAAACCGCUAAACGGUUGCAAAUUGAUCGGUUCAGCCAGGUUUGCGGUUUGAUGGUUUAACGGGUUGGAACUUGGAACCACCUGCUGUUUAACCUUUAUUAUGACUUUUUAAUUUUAUUUUAUUGGUCGGGCAGACCCAACCAAGCCCGACCGGUUUAUGUGAGGAUAAGAUGAUAUUCUCUUCAUGGGUAGGUUGUCAUUGCCAUCAAUCAAGAUCACUUCUUUUU